Messenger RNA from Sporothrix schenckii 1099-18, 3270 nucleotides. RefSeq lists its product as uncharacterized. Bases 1 to 3270 code for a protein of 1089 amino acids. The transcript has 3 exons. The record is from RefSeq and is a predicted model, not a curated record. Lineage: Eukaryota; Fungi; Ascomycota; Sordariomycetes; Ophiostomatales; Ophiostomataceae.
AUGCUCGCGCGUGAACCUUUUGCUAUCGAAAACGUCACGUUCCAACUCCGGCGUCUCCUCGCUCAGCAACUUGGGCCUUCCAUUCCCAAACCGCUUGACUUCGUGACCUUUGACCCAUCGGCUACCUUUGUUGCCUUGCAGACGAUCCUAGAUCGGACGCAUCGCGACUUGGCGUAUUUGGUGCAAGAAGAGUCCGACCUGAGUGCCGAGUUGGACCGUCUCGAACAAUUGUCUCGACAGGUUCUCACCGCUGCAGACGAAGGCCAACCUAUUGGUCUCCAGCAUUACACGGAUGUUUGGUACGUGAAGACUUUUGACACGUUCUUGAUCUACACCGCUGCGCACCCAUCCCGCUGGCCGACCGUGAAGCCGCCGCUUCUCCCUCCGCUCCCCCCCUCGACUUCAUCUUAUCCACGCCCGCCGCACAGAGAUCCUACUGACGUUCGGUAUCGCAGCCGGACGUCGGCAGCCUCUGUCGACUUGGUCCUGGAGAGCGCGCAGCGUACACAGUCGGCCACGACGGACCUCCCCAAUGGGUUUGCCAAGCAUCGCCUAUUGACCUCGCAAGGCUACGACCGUUCCGAGCCCUCUGACCGACCGAACCCAGUCUUGGAGCCUGCUGUUGCCCUCGAUGGCAGCGCUGGCGUCCCCUCCGACAGCGAAGAUCGCGCAAGCGACCAGGACGGCAAGACUGGCGCUACGGCGUCUGCCCAAGCAGCCCCGGCAACCUCCAUCGAGAACCCGAUCGAGAUGGAGGAGGUGCCAAGCUCGGAAUAUACCGACUUGGACCUUGUGCAUCCGCCCCCACUCCCGCUCCCCCCGUCGCUCCUCGAGUCGCUUGAUGCGCUCCCUGUCUCUCUUCCUCCCCUGCCGCCUUCUCCCUCGUCGUCGACCCAGUCGUCAUCGUCUGAGCUGGCCGUCAAAGAGCAGACCCACGGCGCUCGGGUUGACCGGAAAGCUCUCAUGGCACCACCAGAGAAGCCAACCGACACCACUCCGGUUCCUGACCCUGUGGCGAAGGCGGCGACUCCGUGCCAUCAUCUUUUCGAGUGGGCGGCACCGCAGCCCUACGAAGAUGGCAAGUGGCCCAAGCGUUUCCUCGCGGGUCGUCCUGAAGGCGGUUUGCGGCAACGUGAAUCGUCCUAUCGCCGGCUCGCCUCGAAGAACAGCCGCAGGGUCGUCAAGACCCCGGCCGCUGUUUAUCGUCCUACCAAGGUCGACACAGCUUCGAAUGCUGAGCCGCUUGUCUCUCUGCCUGCCCCCGAUGCCAUUGCCGGGCAUCCUAUUAGUACUGGCUUGCCAAACCCCUCGGUUUCUUCUGUCUCCCCCGCCAACGUGUGUCUCCCGCCUUCUCCCGACGUCAUCGCCACUCCUGACGCUGGCGACUGCCAGCCGGAGUUCAUGGACAUCGAGUCCCACCCAGAGCCACACGAGAUAGUUGACCAACUUAACCUGCCGAUGGUCACCCCGGCCGUUGAGUUGCCAGAUAUCCCAUUGUCCCAGCCGACCCCGUUCCUCUUUGGCGCAGAAGCCCUCGUCAACAGCAACCCUGCCGAAUUCGACUUUGACAUGGGCGACAUUGACGUUGGAUUGAUGCCCCCGGAAUUGCCGUUGCUGCCUGAUAUUCCCGAUGCCGAUCUUGACGCAUUGGUUGAGCAGAUCAACAAUGGGAACUGGACCGAGUUUGAGCAGGCCAAUGCCGCAACUUGGAGCGCUCUGCUUGCUGACCCAUUUAUCGACGCUUCUUUCGGUGCCGAUAUGGUGGCUCAGUUGGACCUCGCAUUUCCAGAGCCAGAAAUGGCGACGGAUCUAGCGCCCCAGCCCGCGUGGGAGCAGGAGACACCCGCCUUUGACGUCAACUUGCCGCUUUUUGAGCCGCAACUUGCCCAGACGCCUCUUCCUUUCGAGGCGGACCACCCUUUUGCCAUGAUGCUUGCAGAAUGGCACCAGGAGAAUGGCACUGUUAACUUUGAAGUUGCAGACGCCAGUGGUCUGGCCCCAGCACCGGGUGUCCCAGUGGUUCAGGCGCCAGCGGAUAUGGCAAAUCCGUUUCCUGCCCCAGCAGCCACCGAGCAGAUUCCGUUUCCAAGUGCGGCGGACGACCCAUGGCUUCCAGUUGCCGGGGAGUCGACAUCGGCCGCGGGAGAGGUGGUCACACCUCUAUCGCCUGGCCCCAUGUUGCACGACCCGUACCUGGAGGCCAUGUGGACGACCUCAUUCCCCAUCGAUCCCUUGAUCGACACCGCUCCUGCGGUGCUGCCCACAGUGACAGGUGGACUAUCGCCUGCCGUCGACAAUGUGGAGGGACGUUAUCCCGCGUCCACGUCCAAGUCGAAACCCGAGCCACUCCCAAACUCGCUUCCUGCCGGUGACGAGGCGCAGUCUGGCGCAAGCCAGCCCCCGACCACCGCCGCGAGUUGCCUCGACCAAGCAAAGGAGGUUCCCAAGGCAGUACCUGCAAAGGUAGAUGCUGACUCCUCUGCGCGUCCGUCUCGCAAGCAGAACAGCAAGGGUAAGGGCAAGGUGAAGGACAAGGACACACCAGCCGCCAAAGCCGAGGUGAGCCAACCUGAGAAGUCCAGUGCCAUCGCUGGCCGGAUCAUCAAAAAGGCCUGCCCCAAAUGGAGGCGCGCAGCAGGGCCUUUGAAGCCAUCUCCGGUUGCUGGUGAGGGAUCCAGCGGAGGGACGAGUAAGCCCGUUUCGGCGGUUCCUGCUCCGACACCGACGUCCCACGAUGGGAAGGCUGGUGCUCCGAAUAGCGAGAGCCCAGCAUCAUCUGCCAACGAUGGCAACGACGAGCCGCUGGUCGAGGAUGACAACUUGGAGCAGCCGCUGUUUGCACCCAUUCCCUUGGAAAUUGCAAACGCGGCCCUAGCGGCGGCAUCUGCGAUUCCGAACUUUGCCCAGCAUAAUCGGAUUUGCGACGACCGUUUGGUCUUGAUGCUCAUCGACCCCACUGUCCAGGAGUACCUGGGCAAGCUGGACAAAGUCGUUGACGUCGGCUCUUUCCAGCUGGAACUCGAAGAUGGCGUUGAUGAGAGCUUACCCGAACAGUGGAGCGGUGCUGCAAGGGACGAGAUGGCUUUCAUCCUCGACCCCAAAUGGGAGUCUUUUGACACCGAUUGGGACUCUUCGGGUUCCAUUCUGAAAGAGCUCGCCACAGCUUGGCUAGAUGCCGUGACAGCAUGGCCCGAGAUCAGUCGCUUCAACCCAGAGGCUCUUCGGAGCAGUCUGUUGGCGGCGCUGGUUGACGAAGGCCUGCUGUUAUGA